This is a messenger RNA of Cuscuta campestris, 1682 nucleotides long. NCBI's taxonomy places the organism in Eukaryota, Viridiplantae, Streptophyta, Magnoliopsida, Solanales, Convolvulaceae. The record is from the annotation of a GenBank genome assembly.
AAGUUGAGUGUCUUUGACUUUUUAUAGAGAGAAGAGAUAAAAGGAGAGUCAAGGAAGGAGGAAGCUGCAGAGAUCACCGGAAAGAAUGAGUUGGGAGAGAAAGGGAAGCAAGAGACGGCGGCAGAGUCGGAGGAGCUUAGGCGGAGGAGGCCAGGAGGAGGGUGUUUGUUGUGGAGGCGUUUCUUGUGGAUGAGAAAAAGGGAAAGAGAUAAGGAGAAACUUAGAGGACCUACGAAAAUUAAGAAUAGUCAUUGUAGUAAGAACAUCUUUCUUUGCCCCAUUCAUCAAUGGUAAUUAAAAAAAGAUUAAAUUUUAUAGUUGGUUCUCUCUAAACAAUAAAUUUUCAUAUUUAGUCAUUCUAUCAAAUAUUACGUUUGUGAUACUUUUUCACAUAUUAUCUUUAUUGACUAUUUGUCAUGUUCAUGUUAAAUGAAGAUCGUGACAAAGUGAUUUUCAAAUACUCCCAAAAUAUUACGGAUCGGCUUAGGAACAACCGAACAAGGCUUUUUUAAUAAGGAAAGGAUAAGAGAAAAUAAAUGCAGCGACGUAGUCGUCGUUAUCGUCAACUCUAAGAUGAAACCAGCUGCUACUGCCGCCAUGACGGGAGGAGGCGUCGCCGCCGCCGUCUCCUGCUCGCAGAUUUUCCCGGUCAGCAGCAAUAAUCUGAUCUCCCAUUUUCUCUCCACAAAUCAAUCUCAAUCCUUAUCAUCCACACUAAGGUUAGGAUCGGCGGUUUCCGUUUAUCAAGCCUCGAUUUCGGCCAAGCCCCUGAACCGGAUCCGGCUCAAGGUCUUCUGCGGCGCUGCCGAUUCCACUCAGACACACUCGUCCCAAACGUCCGUCAUCGUCGAUGAUGAGUUCUCCCUUUCCAAGGUUUCAUUUGGUGUCAUUGGACUUGGUUUGGGGACUUCACUUCUAUCGUAUGGUUUUGGAGCAUAUUUUACCAUCCUUCCUGGAGCAGAGUGGUCUGCAUUGAUGCUUACAUAUGGCUUUCCUCUUGUUAUUAUUGGCAUGGCCCUUAAGUAUGCAGAGCUUAAACCAGCACCAUGUGUGACCUACGCAGAUGCUCAAGUUCUAAGAGAAAAGUGUGCCACUCCAAUUCUAAAACAGGUUAGGAGUGAUGUGACAAGAUAUCGUUAUGGAGACGAGCAGCAUUUAGAUGAGGCAUUGAAACGGAUCUUUCAGUAUGGUCAGGGUGGAGGAAUUUCACGGAGAAGUGCUCCCAUUUUGCAAAUGAUUCGUGAAGAGGUUACUGAGGAUGGGAAGUACUGUCUAGUUUUGGUGUUCAAGGCCAAAGCUUUGCAGUUAUCAGAUUUUGAAAAACGACAGGAAAAGUUUGCUUCCUUCUUUGGUCCCGGCAUUUCAGCUGAAAUUGUUAAGGGAGGCAAGAACUUGUACGAAGUCCGAUUAAUUUCCAACACCACAUUGUGAGGUCUGCAUAUAUACUUCUCUGCACUAGCUGAAAUGCUUUUGAGGCUGUGUUAUGUAUGGAAUUUUACCUUCUUUCUUCUUCUUCUUUUUUUAAAGUGUGGCCAUGUGUAUGAAAAUUCAUAUUUUGGAAACACACAUCCUUUGUGUAAAUAAUUUGUGCCAUUAAUUUUAACAUGCACCAUGAUAACCACGGGUAAUUAUAAAUGUAGUGCUCUAUCACCACCCACUUCAAAUCAAUAGUCACUCAACGU